This is a messenger RNA of Coregonus clupeaformis (lake whitefish), 1906 nucleotides long. RefSeq names its product DNA-(apurinic or apyrimidinic site) endonuclease. Gene Ontology annotation, biological process: base-excision repair. The record is from RefSeq and is a predicted model, not a curated record. The transcript has 5 exons. Gene Ontology annotation, cellular component: nucleus. NCBI's taxonomy places the organism in Eukaryota, Metazoa, Chordata, Actinopteri, Salmoniformes, Salmonidae. Bases 182 to 1114 code for a protein of 310 amino acids. Gene Ontology annotation, molecular function: DNA binding; endonuclease activity; phosphoric diester hydrolase activity.
AACGGCACAUGUGUGACAAUGUUCCUCAAAACCCACUGCUUUGUUGUGGAGGAGUGACUGACUGCGCGAGUGUGACACGGUUGAAUCCUUUGUUGUGAAAAAGCAAACGGCGGCGCGUGUGUACUUGUGUGUGCGUGUUGUGUCUCUUCGGGGUGUGUGCGGUAUUAGAACGAGUGCAAGUAUGUCGAAAAGAGCGAAGAAAAAUGAAGAGGCUGGAGAUGACGAAGACAACGGCACAGCUCCGGCUGCCAAGAAAGGAAAGAAGGUAAAGGAACCAGAGGCCCCCAUUCUGUACAGUGACCCUCCUGAUAAGAUGACCAGCAAAGAUGGUCGUGCUGCUAACAUGAAGAUCACCUCCUGGAAUGUAGAUGGGCUCAGAGCUUGGGUCAAGAAGAAGGGCCUUGAUUGGGUGCGCGACGAGGCCCCAGAUGUGUUGUGCCUGCAGGAGACGAAGUGUGCUGAGAAGUCCCUUCCUGAUGAUAUCACCUCCAUGCCCGAGUUCCCCCACAAGUACUGGGCUGGCUCUGAUGAGAAGGAGGGCUAUAGCGGGGUGGCUAUGCUGUGCAAGACUGAGCCCCUCAAAGUUACCUAUGGCAUUGGUAAAGAGGAGCAUGACAAGGAGGGCCGUGUUAUCACUGCUGAGUUCCCCACCUUCUUCCUGGUCACCGCCUACGUCCCCAACUCUGGCCGAGGACUGGUGCGCCUGGACUAUCGCAAGACCUGGGACGUGGACUUCAAGGCCUACCUGAGCGACCUGGACAAGCGCAAGCCCCUGGUGCUGUGUGGCGAUCUGAACGUGGCCCAUGAGGAGAUCGACCUGAAGAACUCCAAAGGCAACAAAAAAAACGCAGGCUUCACAGCAGAGGAGCGCGAGGGGUUCAGCCAGCUGUUGGCCGCAGGCUUUACCGACAGCUUCCGCGAGCUGUACCCCGAGCAGGCCAACGCAUACACCUUCUGGACCUACAUGAUGAACUCUCGGUCUAAGAACGUGGGCUGGCGGCUGGACUACUUUGUACUGUCCUCUGCUCUACUGCCAGGCCUUUGCGAUAGCAAGAUCCGCAACCAAGCUAUGGGCAGUGACCACUGCCCCAUCACUCUACAUGUGGUUGUGUAGAUCAGUCUGGCCAAUGUGCUGGCCAUGCAUUGUUUUCUCAUGUUAAAUGAUGUGACCUAGGUGGCUGACCUCCCAUUGAAGUCAUGGCAUUCCUAACUACUGUAACUAAUCUGUAUGCCGGUGUGCACACUCAACAUGAGUGAAUCAUCAGAACCUGGAAACACAUUUGUACUGAAACUGGGAUUCCCAAAUUAGUUUACUUUCACCUCAAUCUUGAAUUGUAUAAACUAGUCACAAUUGUCCUGUCACCCAUUGAAGCGAUUAUUCAACACUGUCCUUUACUUUCCCACCCACACAGUGUACUCCGAAGAGACAUCUGGUAACAAAAUGCAUAAUCCCUGAAUGUCCUAUUUGAGGCACUGUUCUUUAAACGUGAAACUGAUGUUGGUGCUAAAUAACUGCUAGUCUGUCAUUGAAACAUUGCUCCUUUGAAGGGAAUGUGAGUCCAAUUCUUACAUUGUUAUUUUAUAUAACGGUAAUGAAGUCAUUACCAUUGAGUGAAUAUUGAUACAAUGAAUAUUGAUACAUUAAAUCAUGGUACAGAUUUUGCAUGCAAACAUUCAGACCCAGAGUGAGGGCCAGUAUUAAGAUUGUCUUUGUCAAAUGGUGCAACCUCUGUUGCAAAGCUGACAUGAGACCAAUUGUCAGUGGUAUCUCACACCUUACUGCCAACUUCUGGAGCAAAGUUUCUAAGACAUGCCUGUUUUGUAAAAAAUAAAAUCCCAAACCAUAGCUGGAGUUUAUAGAUGGUAAAUGCACUCAUGUAUCUAAUAAAGUUUAGUUUUAAGUUUA